AUGAUACGAGAUGCAGCCAGGAUUUCUAGAAGAUGUGAAGAAUUUCAGUGUUUCGCUAAAAGAAUCCAUGCCCCGGCAACGAAGCUGAAUUCCGUAGAUAGCCCCUGGUCAUUUUCAAAAUGGAGGGUAGAUAUUGUUGGACCCCUGAUCGAAGGGUCAGGGGAAAAACGAUUCUUGAUUGUAGCCACGGAUUACUUUAGCAAAUCUGCCACCGGUGAAUCCCCGUUCCUCCUUACUUAUGGAGCUGAAGAUGUCAUUCCAACAGAGAUCAUCAUACCAACCACAAAGACCGAAUCUUGGGAAAAGAAUCUCACAGCGGAUAUGAUGUUAGAAAGGCUUGAUGACCUGGAAGAACGAAGGAAGACGGCGUUGCGACGAAUGGAGAAUUACCAACGAAGAUUGGCUAGAGAGUACAACAAGAAAGUUAAGCUUAGGAAUUUUAUAGAAGGGCAGUAUGUGCUUAGAACUAUACCGCAAUAUCAACGAGAGAAAAAGUGGGGCAAAUUACCACCAACAUGGUCAUUUAUCAUACAUGACAUCGCAGGGAACGGAUCCUACUAUCUGUGUAAUCUGAAAGGAUAA
This is a messenger RNA of Papaver somniferum (opium poppy), 582 nucleotides long. RefSeq lists its product as uncharacterized. The record is from RefSeq and is a predicted model, not a curated record. The transcript is spliced from 2 exons. Bases 1 to 582 code for a protein of 193 amino acids. Lineage: Eukaryota; Viridiplantae; Streptophyta; Magnoliopsida; Ranunculales; Papaveraceae.